GGGCAAGUCGCUGCGUUGGCUGGAAUCUGCCUCAAAUCUGCCUUUGUGGCGGGGUCAGCAUGCCUUCUGUGUUGUGUUGUAUGCCUAUGGAUAGCACAACAGCCGAUUUAGGUGGCGUGUGAGGGCUCGAUAAUUGCUUGUUGACGUUGGUGUGAGACCCUUCAUCAGGCUGGAUGGCAUCAAAUAUAAAUAACUACCUCAACCGACUCGAUCUCCUCCGGGCCUCAGCAACCUCGGUCUUCAUUACACCUCACAACGCCGAGCAUUAUCUCCCGGCGUAAACACCGCUACCUACCAUCAUUAGGCCCACCGCCAGCCAUGAACGAUUCACCUCCCCUCUCAAAGGGCAGCAUCAGCCAUGUUCCCGACUCGGAUAUCCUCACAAUGACACAGGAAUGCUUCCUGUCGGCAAAUCCCGACUUCGAUUGCGUCGCGACCGGCGCCCUUGUCUUCUCCCGGGCCACAGGGGAAGACCGCAUCCUGCUCAUCCAGCGAGCACUCCACGAUUCGUGGCCUGGGCGCUGGGAGGUACCCGGUGGAGGGUGCGACGCGGAAGAUGAGAGUAUCCAUCACAGUGUGGCAAGGGAGCUGCUGGAGGAGAGCGGUCUGGUGCUGAAAGACGUGGUGAGGGAAGUCGGGGAGGCGCAGAUCUUCCUAACGAGGAGUCGGAAAAGGGUUGCAAAGUUCACUUUCGAAGUGGAUGUAGAGACUCCUGUCCCUGGGGUUCUUCCGGAGGUGGCACUGGAUCCGGCGGAACACAUGGACUUCAUCUGGGCCACCGAGGAAGAGUGUCAGCUCGGUAAGAAGGCCGGUGGGCCGCCCAGCGGUUUGGGGCUGGAAACAAUGGACAUCGAGUUCACGAGCGAUGAGCAGAAAGCAUCCAUACUGCAGGGCUUCGAACUUAGGAGAGAAUGUGAGAACUUGAAGUGAAGAACCAUGGGCUUGGGCCGGGCCAUUUCAAGUUCUCUCAGCGUAAACCCUAACCCCAAUCAAGCAUGUUGACGUUAAUUAUUGGA
This is a messenger RNA of Chaetomium strumarium, 1016 nucleotides long. RefSeq names its product NUDIX hydrolase domain-like protein. NCBI's taxonomy places the organism in Eukaryota, Fungi, Ascomycota, Sordariomycetes, Sordariales, Chaetomiaceae. The record is from RefSeq and is a predicted model, not a curated record. The transcript has a single exon. Bases 319 to 930 code for a protein of 203 amino acids.